Messenger RNA from Labrus bergylta (ballan wrasse), 376 nucleotides. NCBI's taxonomy places the organism in Eukaryota, Metazoa, Chordata, Actinopteri, Labriformes, Labridae. The record is from RefSeq and is a predicted model, not a curated record.
CAGCAUCUCACCUCUACAAACAUGGAACAACUCACUGUUAUUUUGUUCUUCUCAGUUCUCAUAGGUGUCAGCUGUGAAGAUCUCACUCCAGUUAAGACUGAAGAGCACAGUUUGGAAGACAGCACCGUCACUCUGUCCUACAGUUACUCCAAACAAGCUGAUGGCAAUGAUUAUUUCUUCUGGUAUCGACAAUAUCCAGGAAAACAACCAGAGUUCAUCAUGUUCAUCUCAGGGUUGAACUUCACAAAAACAGCAGAAUCUCUGAAAUCAGAGAAAAGGUUUUGGACACGACUCUCUGAAGAAAAGGAUCGUGUUGAUCUACAGAUCUCCUCUGCUGCACUGACUGACUCUGCUGUGUACUACUGUGCUCUGAGGC